Molecule: messenger RNA, 2291 nt
Organism: Micropterus dolomieu (smallmouth bass)
Lineage: Eukaryota; Metazoa; Chordata; Actinopteri; Centrarchiformes; Centrarchidae
Product: casein kinase I-like
Exons: 9
Coding region: 46-1071 (341 amino acids)
Biological process (GO): signal transduction; peptidyl-serine phosphorylation; endocytosis
Cellular component (GO): nucleus; cytoplasm
Molecular function (GO): ATP binding; protein serine/threonine kinase activity
Source: RefSeq, a predicted model, not a curated record
AUCCCGUCUAUUAAGUGGUGCGGGGCGGAAGGCGACUACAACGUUAUGGUAAUGGAGCUGCUGGGCCCCAGUCUGGAGGACCUGUUCAACUUCUGCUCCCGCAAGUUUAGUCUGAAAACAGUCCUGCUGCUGGCCGACCAGAUGAUCAGUAGGAUCGAAUACAUCCACUCCAAGAACUUCAUCCACAGAGACGUGAAGCCUGACAACUUCCUGAUGGGGCUCGGCAAGAAGGGCAACCUGGUCUACAUCAUCGACUUUGGCCUGGCCAAGAAAUACCGUGAUGCCCGAACGCACCAGCACAUCCCCUACCGUGAGAAUAAGAACCUUACCGGCACCGCCCGCUACGCCUCUAUCAACACCCAUCUGGGCAUUGAGCAGUCGAGGCGAGACGACUUGGAGUCUCUGGGCUACGUUCUCAUGUACUUCAACCUGGGCUCUUUGCCCUGGCAGGGGCUCAAGGCUGCCACCAAGAGGCAGAAGUAUGAACGCAUCAGUGAGAAGAAAAUGUCCACCCCAAUCGAGGUGCUCUGCAAGGGAUACCCCUCUGAGUUCUCCACUUACCUGAAUUUGUGUCGCUCCCUGCGGUUCGAUGACAAGCCAGACUACUCAUAUCUGAGGCAGCUCUUCAGGAACCUUUUCCACCGACAGGGCUUCUCCUACGACUACGUCUUUGACUGGAACAUGCUGAAGUUUGGGGCCAGCAGGAACGCAGAGGAUGGAGAGAGGGAGAGGAGGGAGGGAAAAGAGGGAGAGGAGCGAGCAGGAGGAGGCCAGAGAGGAGCUGGAGGUCGAGCUUUGCCGCCUGGUCCGAACCCUUCAGCAGCCAACAGAGUCAGGAACGAGGCAGAUGCUGCUCCCUCGAACCCGGCCACACGUGGGGUCCAGCAGUCAGGUAACCGGUCUCCUCAGGCGGGGAGAGCAGAGAGAGCCGAGCGAGAGAGGAAGGUGGCCAUGAGGCUCCACCGCGGGGCCCCCGCCAACGUCUCCUCCUCUGACCUCACCGCACGCCUUGACCAAUCGCGCAUCACUGCGUCGCAGGUCAGCGUGCCGUUUGAACAUCUGGCAAAGUGAGUUCCUCCUGGCCGGCCUGCAGCAGCUGCAGGGUACCAAGUAGCCCGAACUUUUCAAAUGGAUGAAUGAAUACAUGAAUGAGUGGAGGAGGGCAGGAGGAGGCAUUGCAGGCCCUUAACGGGGGGGAUCGAGGCCAUCCGUGUGUCUGUCGGUAUGCUGUGUGAACACUGGUGACCAGGAAGAGCACCGAGAUGAUAGAAACCCAUGGGACAAAUACGCUCUUGGCUGGAACUGGUUGGUACUGCUUUUCGGGUGUGGCCGGAGGGGGGGAGGUGGGUGAAACAACACACAGGUGCCGCCCCUUCUUCACUCAUAUUCACCUGCCCAUUGACUCAGAGGCUCAACUUGCAAAAAACAAGGUGCACAAUGGACUAAAUUUCAGUUAUUAUGUGGUUCACACCUGAGAUUAAAUUUUAAAUAAAAUCCACUAUAAACCUGCUAACGUUUGAGAGCUACAUCCGCUGCUUAUGGUGUUCUUGAUUAUUAAUAAAUAUGUAAACAACCAUGGAGACGAACACAAAACUAAAGUGUAUCCAGGCCUGUAAUAAUUGAGCCAGGGGAAUGCUUGAAAAUGGGCCAUUCACUGCAGUCGAUUUGUGGACGGGAGCAAGGCUGCUUUUUGUCAAUACAUGUCGGUGUCUGUCUGUGUGUUACUGUCUUAAGUGUUUGUUUUGCCUUUAGCUUUGCUAUAGGGUGUGUGAGGAAAGGAGGGAUGCAAAUGUAACUGUUGAUGAAUUGAAUUACCCAUGAGGUAUAACUUGAGGAUUAGUCCCAAAUUAAAACAUCCUCUUCUUCAGCACACUUGUUCCUGUCUUACCUUUGAUAGGAAAAACAUGCUCAUUGAAUGUGAAAAGAGAAGGAGGAGGUUGAAGACUGCUUCGAGUGCAGAACAGAGGGGAGAGUCAUGAGGAUUGUAUGAUAUGAUAAAGCCUUAGUCCAGCUUGUAACUCCAGAAUGUCACAGAUUGUUUAAAGAUGGGGCUGGAGAGAAGAAAAGUACUGUUUGCUCCCUGACAGCCCUUAGGGAGGCAAAAAAGACCCGUUUACCUGUAACCUUUAGAGUCUGCCAGAACCGUGUGUUUUGGUUUCCACAGUGGCAGGCAAUGACAGAAAGGUUCUUGUUAAUAUUUCAAGGAGUGUUUUGACCCGGGCCUGUCAGGACAGACGCACAUCACUGAUGAGAGGGAAUGAGCUGUCUGAUGUCCUGUACAUUUCUUUACC